AUGGUGCAGUGGCUUUGUAUAGUUUUGAACCCAGAUCGCGAAAUAUUUAGUGGUUGGAGGAGGGACAAGUGCCUGAAAAGUGGACUCGGGAAUAUAUGUGCUGAGGUUGGAAUUCUCCAGUUUUACUACAACAACAGGAAAAUUGUCAAAUGCGGAAUGUAUAAACAAAACAAACAUCAUUAUGCGUCGGGGAAAUUUUUCUUGAUUUCAGAUCACAAGAUGCCAUUGAAGAAUAUAUUCGUAAUUUUCCGCUUCGUUAUUUUUACCACCAGUCUCUCUCAAAAUAAAGUUCAAAACAAAAUUCUCCAACAGUAUAUAAAAGAAAUAACAUCAACAAAUCAACAACGAACACUCAUAUUAAUCUACAAUAACGUGAACACAUUUCACAGUUUUUCAUCGAAAUUCUACGAUCUGGAAUUGCCUUUAUACAACAUUUAUCUGGCACAAUUGAGCAAGUUCAAUGGUAAAUAUGACGAGAAAUACGACAUUGGUGUUACUUACGAGGAAAGUAAGUUAUACUUUGUGGUUUUAAGCAAUUUAAAACAGCUUUACUCUGACUUGCUUUUGAUACGGAAAAUUUACUUCUGGAGAGAUAGAGAUAAAAUCGUUGUUUUGAUUAAUGAAAAAUUCCAAGAAGAGGAAGCGAAAGCGACUUUUCGACACUGUUUUCAGUUUUACAUAAUUAACAUCGUCUUCAUGUUCCUGAAAGAUAGCGUAUCCUUCACUUAUAAUCCUUUCAGUGGGAAUUUUCUCAGUCCGGACAAACCGGAGCAUUUUUUCCCGGACAAAUUCCAAAAUUUAUAUGGCUACAACUUAAAAAUAUCAAUGUUUCCGAGUGUUGUUAAUAUUUUUAGAAAUAACACUUAUCAAGGUCGUGAUGGUGUAAUGUCACGUAUUAUCGCUCAUCACCUUAAUGCAACUUACACCUAUCUCUACCCUCGCAUCACCCCUCUCGCUCCUGUUUUAAACCAAUAUGAUGAUGUGGCUGAAAGAAUUGCCGAAGUGGGUUUCAAUACUCGUUAUAUAAAGUUUAAUUUUAAAAAUUUGAUCGAGAAAACCUACCCUCAUGAUCGCGACGAUUUGGCUUGUUUGAUACCAAAAGAAUACGUGCAAGAAAUCUCCCUACUCCGAACCAGCGUUUGGGGUUUGUCAUUGGUGGCUUCUGGAGUCUUUUUCUUUUACGUUCUGAUUACGAAUCGACGUUUCGACGUGAUUAAUGUUUUAAUGACGAUUCUCUUGCUUUUGUUCAACAAAUCCAUCAAAGAAAGCCGAAAUUUCAAUUUCCGUCUAGCUUUAAUUUCCUAUUUGACAUUCUGCGCUUUCCUCAAUACUUUGAUAGUAUGUCGACUCGCCAGUGUUAUGACUGCACCCAAAUACUUCGCCGGCAUUGAAACCGUGAAAGAGUUAGCAGAGACCAACCACCAAAUCCUGACAAUCGACAGAUUUCAAGAAUUGCUAAACGCCUCUUUAAUAUCAUCGCUGCGUUUCAAAAUUCUGCAGCGGCUCACUAUCAUAAAAGAAGAGCAAUAUUUGGAUGAAAUAAACAAACACAGGAAGGUUGCGUUUAUAUGCAAAGACCAUUUGGCAAAUUACGCUCAAAUUCAAAAAGAGAAUUAUCCUAAUGGCAUUCAAUUUUAUCGAGUCAUGAAAGAAAGGAUUUUGCCAGCCCUCAGUUGCUACAUUGUUAGCUAUGGCUCACCGUUUUUAACCAGAUUUGACAGCUUAAUUCAGAGAAUUGUCGAAUCGGGGAUACACGACUAUUGGAAAACGAAAACUUGGGAGAAAUUGGAAAUUCAUCACCAAUUUCAAACUAAUCAAGAUAAUUAUAAAGGGAGAGUUGCUGAGGCUAGCCUCCAAAUUAUCCAAAAAAUACUCGUUUACGGACUGGGAACCGCUUCUCUUGUGUUUCUUUUAGAAUUACUGUCAACAGUCACAAUUUUCGAACAAAUGCUCUAUUUUAUUCAUGCGUUAUAUCAUGGAGUUAUAUAA
Molecule: messenger RNA, 1989 nt
Organism: Tribolium madens (black flour beetle)
Lineage: Eukaryota; Metazoa; Arthropoda; Insecta; Coleoptera; Tenebrionidae
Exons: 3
Coding region: 1-1989 (662 amino acids)
Source: RefSeq, a predicted model, not a curated record